CAGUUAUCAACCUAGACGCAACAAGAGACAGCAGCCAGCGACUCUUCCAAUUUAUUUUAUUUUUUCUUAAAUUUCUUUUGCUUUUUUUGCCCUUUUUGCCCUUUUUUUUUUUGCUUUUUCCAUUAUAUCCCAGCCCUUGAUGCAAACAUUCUGCAGAUUGCAAAAAAGAUAUCUUACCAACAACAUCGCCUUUCUUUUCUCUCCCUUUCUCUUCUCCCUCCCUCCCUCCUUACUAAACGUGCUUCCUAGAUUACUAGUCGUAUUGGCCAUCCAUCUGCUCGGUAUCGUAGUUUUCCGAACCCCCUAUGUAGGUCGGCACUCUCGCAACGGUUGCCUAUUUGACUUAUACGAAUAUCGCCAUUCUCUUUUGUUUUUGCUGUAAAAAUCUGUAAGGGGACGAUAUUGGAAUCCCAGCAAAUUAGUUUGCGUCGGGCAGUGAUGAAAGAUGCCGAAAACUCUCCCCUUUUGGAGGGGAGAGAGGCUCAUCAAACUGGAGUAUUCUAGCCAGGAAGGAGAGAUGGUAUCGUGAAGUGCGGACAAUCAAUGCAAGUUACACUUAGGUCGUAGAGAAACGUGAAAUUCCCUCUACUUCUAAGAUGUUAUUGGUCUUUUUGUAGCCCUGGUCCCCUUUUUGUGCUGCGUUGUCCAUGCCAAAGCUCUCGGUAUUGCAGAGGUCUCUUCAGUUCAAACUGUAUAUAUCUCCUUGC
Molecule: messenger RNA, 707 nt
Organism: Hypoxylon fragiforme
Lineage: Eukaryota; Fungi; Ascomycota; Sordariomycetes; Xylariales; Hypoxylaceae
Exons: 2
Coding region: 140-382 (80 amino acids)
Source: RefSeq, a predicted model, not a curated record